This is a messenger RNA of Microthlaspi erraticum, 867 nucleotides long. The record is from the annotation of a GenBank genome assembly. Lineage: Eukaryota; Viridiplantae; Streptophyta; Magnoliopsida; Brassicales; Brassicaceae.
AUGAAGCUUCCUCUCACACCAAUUGCUGAUUUAAAAUCAGAUCCAGAGAACAAAGUGUACAAGAUUGAAGCUCGAAUUAGCCGUCUUUGGCGAUUUCCAAACAAUGGCAAUUCUGGGAAUGAUGGUGGAGUUGAUUUAAUACUUGUGGAUGAUAAGGGAGAUCGUAUACAAGCGUGUAUUAGAGGAGGAAAGUUAAUAGCCAAGUUCCAGAAGGAACUCGAAGAAGGAAAUUGCUGUAUUCCAAACCACUCCCUGCGUUUCAAUUUUAUCUCUUUUGAUGAGCUGCUCUCUCAGGCUCAUGACGAAAGAGUCUUCGUCGAUAUAAUUGGCGAGAUGAUUGGAAUGAAUGAUCUUAAGGAAAUUACAGCACAAAAUCAGCCCUGUAAACUAUUGAAUCUCCAACUCAGGAGCAUUGGGAACGUGAGAGAAGAGGAGAGAGGCGAUCUGGGCAGAUUUGAGAUUUUCUUGGACGAAUCUGCAUCGAUUUGUUGUUGUUCUUCGCUCCUUCCGUCUCCUUUCCCUGUUCCUAGCCAAAUCAAGAGGCCGUGGAGGCCGGGGCCGAGGAUUGUGGACUUCGGCGGAUUCGGGAGAGAGUGUGGGCCUAGUGUGGCGAUUGCGUCGGUGACCCAGUCGGUAUCCGUGGCGAGUGAGGCCAGUGUGGAUGCGAGUGUUGGUUUGGGAGCGGGGGCUGCUCCGGGUUGGGGUGGUGCUCCGGCUCAGGGUCUUGAUGACUUAGUGGUGGGUUUGCUGACGCAGUUAUUGGCUCGUUUUCCGCCAGUGGUUCCACAGGGGGCUCCGGGAGUACCUCCAGUGGCAGAGGUGCAGCAGAGGGCUGCGGGUUUGUUCAGCCGCAGGCUGUGGGUUUGA